GAUCCGGCCAAGGAUGUCUGCAGAAACGCCUAACAUAGAGACUCUCCCUUUCCAAGCCGCGGCUCUCGCCAGACCGGAGAAGGUCCUCAAGCCAGGGGGCCCUCAGGGCCGGAUUGGACCCUGCUUCGUGGGAGGCGGGACUCAGGGCUUAGCGGGCGGAGGAGUAUUUAAGACCCGGCGGAGCUGGAGGUGGCCAAGGGCAGAAUGAGCGGGAUUCAGGGCACCAGGACCUACCCAGGCGCGGGGGACACCUCUGAUCUUAAGUACCCCUUGGGAACCAGGCUCAGGGAAGCUCUCACCGAGGCUCGGUUCCAUCAGCUCUUCGGGCGCGAAGAGCAGGAACCGGAGCUACCUGCAGAGCGCCGCUUUCCCUGGCUCUUCGGGCUGUGGAGGCUGCGGGCUCGCGCUUGUUCCGGGACGGGGGCGUGGCGCCUGCUGCUGGCUCGGCUGCCCGCGCUGCACUGGCUGCCCUAUUACCGCUGGCGGGCCUGGCUGCUCGGAGAUGCGGUGGCCGGAGUGACCGUGGGCAUCGUGCACGUGCCCCAGGGCAUGACUUUUGCUCUCCUGGCCUCCGUGCCCCCGGUGUUUGGACUCUACACUUCUUUCUUCCCCGUCCUCAUCUAUAGCUUGCUAGGUACUGGGAGACACCUGUCCACAGGAACUUUCGCCAUACUCAGCCUCAUGACAGGCUCUGCCGUCGAGCGGCUGGUGUCGGAACCCCUCGUGGGGAACCUGAGCGGAAUCGAGAAGGAGCAGCUGGACGCUCAGCGGGUUGGGGUAGCCGCGGCCGUGGCCUUCGGGAGCGGGGCGUUGAUGCUGGGGAUGUUCGUGCUGCAGCUCGGCGUCUUGUCCACCUUUUUGUCCGAGCCUGUGGUCAAGGCGCUGACCAGCGGGGCCGCGCUGCACGUGCUCGUAUCCCAGCUGCCGAGCCUCUUGGGGUUGUCCCUCCCGCGCCAGAUCGGCUGCUUCUCUCUCUUCAAGACGCUGGCCGCCGUGCUGACUGCGCUGCCCCGGAGCAGUCCGGCCGAAAUGACCAUCUCCGCGCUCAGCCUGGCGCUGCUCGUGCCGGUCAAGGAAUUGAACGUGAGAUUCCGAGACCGGCUACCCGUGCCGAUCCCGGGGGAAGUCGUCUUGGUGCUUCUGGCCUCCGUGCUCUGCUUCACCUCUUCUCUGGACACAAGAUACCAUGUCCAGAUAGUGGGGCUGUUGCCUGGAGGAUUUCCCCAACCCCUCCUCCCCAACGUGGCUGAGCUGCCUAGGAUUCUGGCUGACUCGCUGCCCAUUGCACUGGUUACUUUUGCGGUGUCUGCCUCCCUGGCCUCCAUCUAUGCAGACAAGUAUAGCUACACUAUUGACUCCAACCAGGAGCUCCUGGCACAUGGUGCCUCCAACCUCAUCUCCUCCCUCUUCUCUUGCUUUCCCAACUCGGCUACGCUGGCCACCACCAGUCUACUGGUGGAUGCUGGUGGGAAAACACAGCUGGCAGGCCUCUUCUCCUGCAUAGUGGUCCUGUCGGUGCUGCUGUGGCUGGGGCCCUUCUUUUACUAUCUGCCCAAGGCUGUCCUGGCUUGCAUCAACAUCUCCAGCAUGCGCCAGAUGUUCUGCCAGAUGUAGGAACUUCCACAACUAUGGCACAUCAGCCGAGUGGACUUUGCUGUGUGGAUGGUCACCUGGGUGGCUGUAGUGACCCUGAGUGUGGAUUUGGGCCUGGCUGUGGGUGUGGUCUUCUCCAUGAUGACUGUGGUCUGCCGCACCCGGAGGGUGCAGUGCCUGGCACUUGGACAGGCUGAGGGGACAGAGCUCUACAGACCACUCAAAGGAAGCCACAAGCUCCUCCAGGUCCCGGGGCUCUGCAUCCUGAGCUAUCCAACACCACUGUACUUUGGGACCCGUGGGCAGUUUCGCCGCAACCUAGAGUGGCACCUGGGGCUCGGAGAAGGAGAAAAGGAGACUUUAAAGCCAGAUGGCCCAACGGUUGCAGUUGCUGAGCCUGUCAGGGUGGUGGUCCUAGACUUCAGUGGUGUCACCUUUGCAGAUGCUGCUGGGGCCAGAGAAGUGGUGCAGCUGGCCAGCCGAUGUCGAGAUGCUAGGAUCGGCCUCCUCCUGGCUCAGGCCUCGGUGCUGGGGACACUGACCCGGGCAGGACUCCUGGACAGGGUGACCCCAGAUCAGCUGUUUGUGAGUGUGCAGGAUGCAGCUGCUUAUGCCCUGGGGAGCCUGGUAAGGGGCAGUAGCACCAGGAGCGGGAGCCGGGAGGCACUGGGCUGCGGCAAGUGAGGCAGGGGUAAGUGGCUGGAGACCCAGGGAGAGGGGUUUGGGAAAGGGUCUGUGGAGGAAGAUCAAGAAGAAAAGGGUGGGGACGGAAUGAAUACUAGAUUGAAGACCAACUCAGGGAGCCCGGGCUGAGCUAUGGGUGAGGAACUGAAGAACUCAGAUCCCCAAGUGGGUGGGGUACCCCGAGAGGACUGCCACAUUUCAUCAAGGAAGAUGGGUGCCUAAUCUAUUCCUGACAUGUCUCCUCUCUUCUCCAGGAGCUCACUGACCCAAAGAUUUGCACAGUGUGGGUCUGACCUCAUCAUGUGGAGUGCAGAGGGCCCCAAUGACAUGUGUGUGAUGAGGACCAUGACCCUUGAACCCCCUUACCUAACGUGACUAAUAAAAUGAAGCUGAGAGCUUUGGAAUCCA
Messenger RNA from Pongo pygmaeus (Bornean orangutan), 2685 nucleotides. RefSeq names its product solute carrier family 26 member 10-like. The record is from RefSeq and is a predicted model, not a curated record. The transcript is spliced from 17 exons. NCBI's taxonomy places the organism in Eukaryota, Metazoa, Chordata, Mammalia, Primates, Hominidae. Gene Ontology annotation, cellular component: membrane. Gene Ontology annotation, biological process: transmembrane transport.